UUCAAGUAUUCGGAGAUUUUCUUCUCUUGUUAAGCAUGGGUUUUCGUUUGCCUGGUAUUGUUCAAGCUAAGAAAGCUCUUCGACAUCUUCCAAGUACUGCUAACCAAGAAGCUCCAGGGGCCUUACAUGUUCCGAAGGGCUACUUUGCAGUUUAUGUUGGAGAAAACCAAAAGAAGCGUUUUGUGAUCCCAGUAUCAUACUUGAACCAGCCUUUGUUCUUGGAUUUGCUCAGUCAUGCCGAAGAAGAAUUCGGUUUUGAUCAUCCGAUGGGUGGUCUUACAAUACCAUGCAAUGAACAGAUCUUCAUUGAUAUCACUUGUCGCUUGAAUAGGUUGUAAAAACAUCACAUAGACAGAAUAGGAUAAAACAGUUUGUACAACAUUUUUUCAUCUUUUUGCUGCAUAGAAAUGCAGUUGGUUAAGUAUCAGAUUGAAAGAUCCUGGGCCUAAAAAAGUCGGGCUGGG
This is a messenger RNA of Tripterygium wilfordii, 464 nucleotides long. RefSeq names its product auxin-induced protein X15-like. The transcript has a single exon. Lineage: Eukaryota; Viridiplantae; Streptophyta; Magnoliopsida; Celastrales; Celastraceae. The record is from RefSeq and is a predicted model, not a curated record. Bases 36 to 338 code for a protein of 100 amino acids. Gene Ontology annotation, biological process: response to auxin.